GAUUCAAGUGGUUUCCGGGGGCCUUCUGGGCUUGAGUGCUAAGCCUCAGAAGUCUAGGCUUUGUUUGGGGAGGGAAAAAUCAAGUUUUCGUUUUCUUUUUUUUUGAGUAGAGGAACAUUUAGAAACUUGGAGGCAGCAGUAGUUAGAAUUCAUACCAAACUGAUAAAUGACAGAAAGGCGUCUUUCAAAAACCAAGCAAGCAGGCUCGUCCCGUAGUCAUGUAUGGGUGUGAGAGUUGGACCAUAAGGAAAGCUGAGUGCCGAAGAAUUGAUGCUUUUGAACUGUGGUGUUGGAGAAGACUCCUGAGAGUCCCUUAGAUUGCAAAGAGAUCCAACCAGUCAAUCCUAAAGGAAAUCAGUCCUGAAUAUUCAUUGGAAGGACUGAGGCUGAAGUUGAAGCUCCCAUAUUUUGGCCACCUGAUGUGAAGAACUGACUCGUUGGAAAAGACCCUGAUGAUGCUUGGAAAGAUUGAAGGCAGGAGGAGAAGGGGAUGACAGAGGAUGAGAUGGUUGGGUGGCAUCACCAACUCAGUGGACAUGAAUUUGAGUGAGCUCUGGGAGUUGGUGAUGGACAGGGAAGCUUUUGGUGUGCUGCAGUCCAUGGGGUCUCAAAGAGUCGGACAGGACUGAGCGACUGAACUGAUCUGUUAUACAGUCAGACUGAAUCUUCAAAUGCUACAUAAUAGUUUUUAUCAAAUAAUGAUAAAGGAAAAUAAAAACAGCUAUAGAUGUUUAAUAAAGGAAAACUUGCAUAUAGAAAAUACCAAAGCAGGUUACGAUAGCAGUGCUUAAGCCAAUUUUGUUUUUAAAAUAUCAUGUACAUAGAGAACAGAUUAACAUUAGUUUUUUUUGAAUAGUGAAACUGUGCUACUGUACUCAGUCGCUUUAGUCAUGUCCAAUUCUUUGCAACCCCGUGGACUGCAGCCCGCCCUACAGGCUCUUCUGUCCAUGGGAUUUCCCAGGCAAAAAUACUGGAGUGGUUGUUAUGCCCUCCUCCAGGGGAUUGUCCUGACCCAGGAAUCAAACCUGCAUCUCUUACAUUGCAGGUGGAUUCUUUACUGCUAAGGCACUAGGAAAGCCCAAAUGGGACAAUAGGUCAUUUUAAAAUAUUUUUCUUUAAAAGAUGUUUUAUUUUCCCACAAUGAACAUGUGUGAUGUUGUAAUUUAAAAGCCAAUGCUCUUUUUUAAAAAAAUAAUUGUGUAUUCCUUCAAUUCUUCAUUUUCUAUCUCCCCGCCACUUCUCCAUCAGUUUUCCUUCAUUAACCCUGUGUUUUUGUCUUUUGUUCAUGUGUUUGCAUUCUUCCUUGUUUUUGUCUUUUUGUUUUUUCCUGAUUAUGAUAGAGGACUAGUCCUAUUCUCUCUUUAGGUAUGUAAAUCAAGGAGUGAAUUCUCAAGAAGACACAUACACAUUACCAGAUACUUGGAUUUUCUCUGCAUUUGUUAGCUCUUAUUAUUCACUGGAGCAAAGACAAUUACCACCCUUUGGGAUGAGGGUAACUUUUCCUUUAUUUUCCAGAUUUCAUGCAGUAUUAAUGUGACCAUGUGAAAAAUUUUAUUCUCAGCCACUGCUACAGGCAGCGUGGAAAAGAAGAAAGAAUGAAGAGGGACAACCAUUGACAUUUGCAGGUAACCACCAGGAUGGGAGUAAAUGGCUUGUGGCAAAUUCUGGAGCCUGUUAAACAACACGUCCACUUGCACAGUCUCAGUGGGAAAACCAUUGCGGUUGAUCUGAGUCUCUGGGUGUGUGAAGCACAGACAGUCAAAAAAAUGAUUGGGACAGUCAUGAAGCCCCACCUCAGAAACCUGUUUUUUCGUAUCUCAUAUUUAAUGCUAAUGGAUGUAAAGCUGGUGUUCGUUAUGGAAGGGGAACCCCCGCACCUGAAAGCUGAUGUCAUUAGUAAGAGGAAUCAGAUCCGGUAUGGACCUUCUGGAAAAACACAGUCUCAGAAAACAGGGAGAUCACAUUUUAAGACAGUCUUAAAGGAGUGUCUUGAUAUGCUGGAAUGCUUAGGAAUUCCCUGGGUCCAAGCUGCUGGUGAAGCUGAAGCCAUGUGUGCCUACCUCAAUGCCAGUGGUUAUGUGGAUGGCUGCCUCACCAAUGAUGGAGACGCUUUCCUUUAUGGGGCCCAGACUGUUUAUAGGAAUUUCACUAUGAACACCAAGGACCCACAUGUUGACUGUUAUGCAAUGUCAUCCAUCACGAGUAAACUAGGUUUGAAUAGAGAUGCUCUGGUUGGGCUGGCAGUACUGCUUGGCUGUGAUUAUCUUCCAAAGGGAGUCCCUGGAGUUGGAAAAGAGCAAGCAUUAAAACUGAUAAAGAUUUUGAAAGGGCAAAGUUUACUUCAGAGGUUUAAUCAGUGGAGUGAAAAGUCUUGUUACUCUAAUUCACAACCAGCACUCGUUAACAAACUGGCUCAUUGCUCUGUGUGCUCCCAUCCAGGUUCAUCUAAGGAUCAUGAACAUAAUGGAUGCAAAUUAUGUCAAACUGAUCGAUACUGUGAACCACAUGAUUAUGAAUACUGUUGUCCUUGUGAAUGGCACCGUACAGAACAUGAGAGGCAACUGAAUGUAGUAGAAUACAAUAUUAAGAAAAAAGCUUGCAGUUGUGAGGGAUUCCCAUUCCAUGAGGUUACUCAAGAAUUCCUUCUGAACAAGGAUAAAUUGGUGAAGGCAGUCAGGUACCAAAGACCUGAUUUAUUAUUGUUUCAGAGAUUUACUCUUGAAAAAAUGGAGUGGCCCAAUCACUAUGCAUGUGAGAAAUUGUUGACACUGUUGACCCACUAUGACAUGACAGAAAGGAAGCUCGGUCGAAGGAACUCUGAUCAGCUGCAGCCAAUUCGAAUCGUUAAAAACCGAAUCAGAAAUGGAGUUCAUUGUUUUGAAAUAGAAUGGGAAAAGCCUGAACAUUAUGCCAUAGAAAAUAAACAUGGAGAAUUGGCUCUACAAACAAUAGAAGAGGAGUCAUUGUUUGAAGCAGCUUAUCCUGAGAUUGUUGCUAUUUACCAAAAACAAAAGUCAGAAAAUAAAGAGAAGAAACAAAAAAGCAUGAAAAUUAAGUCUAAAGGAAACAUUUUGCCAGAAUCAGAUGAGAUGAUGAAUGUUCAAUCACUCAUGACUUUAAAACCCACAUGGGAAAUCUUUCCUAAGCAGAAAUCCAAGUUAAGCUUGGAAAUUUCCCCUGAUUCUACAUCACCCGAGGAAUUUAUUUCCACAUCAUUGAAUGUCUUGCUUUUACCUGAAGAUGCUGCCUGUUUGACUACACAAGAACAGUUAAUAUCUUCUCCAAGACCUUUGGCUAUGCAGCAAAUUAAAGAUAUCACUAAGUCUCUAACUGCAGAAUCUAGUCAACCUAGUACCUCAUCCCAUAAUAUAUCCGCAGUUGCUGAUCUGCACUUGAGCACCAUUGACUGGGAAGGUACUUCUUUUAGUAAUUCUCCGGCCAUCCCCAGGAACACAUUCACUCAUGGUUUAAAAUCGGAACUUGAAACAGCUAUUCCUGACAGUUUUAAAAAUAAUCCAGAGCAGUUGUGUUGUGAAUCAGAACGGCAUACCACCAGUGUUAAUAAACUCCCCUGUUGGGAUCUUCAGAAGACUAAUCCUGAGGAGGACCUCCUUUCUGGCAUUAGUGAUUUACGUCUUCAGGAUUUACCCUUAAAGGAACGAAUACUUAUAAAAUCAUAUCCUCAGAAUACUGUAGAACCAGAUGUUGACCUAAAAACUUUGUCCCUACUUACUGUAAAAGAACAGUGUGUUGCUAAUAAUACUUCUCAUUGUCCAUCACAUCUUUCCAAGGAUCUUCUAGGAAUUCAUUGGCAAAAUGAAUCUAGAAACUGUAAAAUUCCAAAAGGAGGCCAGCUGUUUCAAGAAAAUAAUAAAUCAAAUACAUCUGUACCUUUGUCUGUCAAUAACCCAGGAACGAAGACCUCCAAAGUUAGAACUGGGCCACCAAAUGCUGCUUUAUAUCAUAGUAGAAAAGCUGGCGUUCAAAUCGCUCAGAAAACUGUAAUGAAAAAGAGCGUUUGCCUUGACAGACCUUCCUCUGAUGAAGAAAGUGUCCCAGAGUUUGGGAAAGCUAAAUCCACAACUCAAAAAAUGAAGCAGAGUUCUCAGAAGCAUAGCCCAACCCAGUUCAAGAAAAAUGAUGCCAAGUUGAGUAACCCUAAGGCAUAUAUUAAAGAAACUCAGCAGUGUGUCCAGGCUUAUGAAACAGCUGGGAAUGAAGAAGCCUGUUUCCCAGAUGAGUCUCUGAGUUUUCUACGAUACCAUAAGGAUAAAGAUGACUCUGGUACCUGUUUGGAUAGUCCUCUUCCUUUAAGUCAGAGAUUAAAACUAAGGUUCCAAAACACUUUAAAUUUAAAAUAUUCAGCUAUGACUUAGUAUUCUGGUACUGUUGGCAUUAGCAGAAGCAGAAGGAAGGUAUCUGAUUAAAUGUGUAGUAGAAAAAUUUAAUGUGGUUCUAUAUAUUAUGAGACCCUUGCCAUUUUAAUCAAAACUGUAAUUAAAAUGUUCCCUUAAACUUCUGUUUUAAAGCACUAUCCUCUGUAGUGAAAAUUCCAGAUAAUGUGUAUUUUUAUAACAUACUUUUUCCAUUUAAAAAAAUAUCUUUAUUGAUUAUGCUUUAGUUAUAUCCUUAAAGUGUUAGCAUAGCACUAGACAGAGUAAGUGCUGCACCCAUUUGUUCAUUUUUACUCAUUUCUUCCACAAGCCUCUGAAGCAUUUUUGGAUAUUACAACUUGUUUCCCAGAGGAUAACUCUUUAUCAUUGCCUGCAUUCUCAUGUCUUCUAUUGUGCCUUUCUGGGAGUUAUAUUUACUCUCAAUGUGAAGAUACUUUCAACUGCUCUUCCAGUUUCAGUAAUCUCAUUCUUUUUUGUGAAAUAAAAUUCACAAAAUUUUA
Dama dama (fallow deer) is the source of this 4894-nucleotide messenger RNA. It is a transcript of the gene GEN1, whose product is annotated as GEN1 Holliday junction 5' flap endonuclease. Bases 1638 to 4376 code for a protein of 912 amino acids. The transcript is spliced from 15 exons. Gene Ontology annotation, molecular function: 5'-flap endonuclease activity; four-way junction DNA binding. The record is from RefSeq and is a predicted model, not a curated record. Lineage: Eukaryota; Metazoa; Chordata; Mammalia; Artiodactyla; Cervidae.